Molecule: messenger RNA, 2049 nt
Organism: Salarias fasciatus (jewelled blenny)
Lineage: Eukaryota; Metazoa; Chordata; Actinopteri; Blenniiformes; Blenniidae
Product: kelch-like protein 11
Exons: 2
Coding region: 1-2049 (682 amino acids)
Molecular function (GO): protein binding
Source: RefSeq, a predicted model, not a curated record
AUGUCAAUCUCUGGAUGCCUGCGCACGUGUGUCAUCUACACCUACGAGUUUUUCCCAAAGGUAGUCGGGAGCUUCCGUCUGCCGGUCAGUCUGUCCCUCUGCGGUAUGGCCGCGGCGGCUGAAGAGCCGGAGGAGCGCGGCCGGAGCGGCGGAGCGCUGGCGGCGCUAACAGGUGACGGAGAACCGGAGGAGGCCGAGGAGUUCACCUGCCCGGCCCUCCGCGACGAGGUCUCCCGGCGGCAGAACGAGCAGAGGAAGGCGGGGCAGUUCUGCGACGUGAGCCUGGUGUUCACCCUCGGGGGAGCGGAGAGGGUCUUACCCGCCCACCGCUGCGUCCUGGCGGGCGCGUCGCCGUACUUCGCGGUGCUGCUGGGCGGACAGUUCUCCGAGUCCCGGUCCGGGAGGGUGGAGCUGAGGGAGUGGAGCUCCCCGUCCGGACCCCAGCCGGACUCCGUGGAGCGAGUCAUCCAGUUCAUGUACACCGGAGAGGUCCGGCUAAGCACCGACAACGUGCACGAUGUGCUGGAACUGGCCGACAGGUUCUUGCUGGAGCAGCUGAAGACCAUCUGUGCAGAGUUCCUGAUGAAGAAGCUGUGCCUGUUGAACUGUUUGGCCGUGGUCUGCCUCGCCCACAUGUACACCUUGGACCGGCUGGCUCAGGGAGCCGCAGAGAUGAUCCGGAGAAACCUCCACAAGGUCAUCCGCAAUGAGGAGUUCUGCUUGCUGCCGUUCUGCCUGGUGCGUAGCUUCCUGAGACACUCUGAAAUCAUAGUGAACUCUGACCAGGAGCUGUUUGAGGCCAUCGUGAGGUGGGUUUACCACGACCACGAACGGGAGGAGCACUUCGAGGAGUUGUUCGGGCUGUUGAGGCUGCUGCAGAUCACUCCCACAUACCUCACACGAGUGGUGAGGAAGGAGCCGCUGGUUGCAAACAGUGCGGUGUGCCGGCGGCUGGUGUCCGAAACGCUGGAGGCUCACGCCCUACGCUACGAGAGCCUCAAGCCGUCGAAGCUCGGCGGCUCCCACACGGCGGCGGCCCAGCCACGGCUCGGCCAGAACAUGGACGUCAUCCUGGUGGUGGGCGGCGUUUCAAAAGGGGGCGCGUGUGUGAGCGAGUGCCUGGGCUAUUUUGUUGCUGAGGACCGUUGGGUCUUCCUGCCGCACAUUCACUACGUCUUCACCGGACAUGCCGUCGCGGUCACGGAAGACCACGUUUACGUGGCGGACGGCUCGAGGGCCGAGCGUUACAACCCCAGUCUGAACAGCUGGGAGCCGGUCAGCAACUUCAAGGACUACAAGUGCUCUUUGGGUCUCACGAGUGUCAAAGGCAUACUCUACGAGAUUGGCGGCUACAACAACUCCAGCCCAGGCUUGAAGGAUGUCAGCGUGUACAAACCGAAGCAGAACGUGUGUCUCAAUCUCGAGCCGGCACCCAAGGUCCUCCGUGACGUGAGAACACUCUCUGUGGAGGAUCGGUACAUUUAUUUGAUGGCCAGGACCCUUGUGGGCGUCGACGGCGGCGAUGGACUGACCACCGUGACCAUGUGCUACGAUACGGAGAGCGGCAAGUGGCAGGAAGUUGAGUCCCUCCCGCUCCUCGAUAACUACUCUAUUUUUCAAAUGGCUGUCGCUUCCACCAACUUCUACCACACGGCGUCCUGCUGCCCCAAGAAUUACAAGGUCACACUGGAGGCGGCUCAAGAGAAACUAAACAGAAACUUCUCGAGCGACAUCCUGGACAGCCUCCCGUCCGACGUCCUCAGGUUGGAAGGCGCGGCCAUUUGCUCGCUGGGCGAGGACAUCUACGUCAUCGGCGGGUGGAGGUACGGCGACGGCAACAACGCGGACAAGCAGUACAGCAGGGAGGCCUACUGCUACUGCGCAGAGAGGAAGCACUGGACACUGCUGCCCCCGCUACCGCAGUCCCGCUGCCGAGCCACCGCCUGCCACGUCCGCAUCCCGUACCAGUACCUGCACGGCUUCCAGCGCUUCGAGAAGCCGCACCAGCCUCCCCUCUUAAGCACCAGGCGUAGGUGGCAGAUAAUGUAG